Messenger RNA from Pisolithus orientalis, 2322 nucleotides. Its product is annotated as nucleotide-diphospho-sugar transferase. Gene Ontology annotation, biological process: biosynthetic process. The coding region runs from base 1 to 2322 and encodes 773 amino acids. Lineage: Eukaryota; Fungi; Basidiomycota; Agaricomycetes; Boletales; Pisolithaceae. The transcript has 11 exons. Gene Ontology annotation, molecular function: translation initiation factor activity; guanyl-nucleotide exchange factor activity; translation initiation factor binding. Gene Ontology annotation, cellular component: eukaryotic translation initiation factor 2B complex. The record is from RefSeq and is a predicted model, not a curated record.
AUGGCUCCAAAAUCCUCGGCUACUGGCAGGGAGAGGACCACCAUUGAAGAGGAUGAUGUUCUUCAAGCUAUCAUCCUCGCAGAUAGCUUUAACAAACGAUUUUCGCCGUUGACGCAGCACAAGCCUAGGUGCUUGUUACCUGUCUGCAAUGCCCCAUUACUGGACUGGACGUUCGAGAGUCUCGCUCUUGCAGGUGUUCAAGAAAUAUUUGUGGUAUGUCGCUCGCAUGCCGAGCUCGUCAAAGCCGUCAUAAAAAACUCGAAAUGGUCCAAACCAAGCACGGGCCUGAAGAUCGUACCGAUCGUAACCGCCAAGGAGACAUUCUCCCCCGGCGAUGCGAUGCGAGACAUCUAUACGCAUGGAAUCAUCACCUCCGACUUUGUGCUUGUCACGGGCGACUUGACGAAUAAGGAUGCAAUCAUGACGAUGGUGGUGAAGGAGAGUGGGGCGAGGCAUCGAACAAGAUCAAGAGCCGAAUCCGCCGUGUUUGUGGUUGACCCGAAGACAUCAGAGUGUCUCUAUUAUGAGGCUGUGAUGGGCUAUCCGCCCAAGAAGAACGACCUUAUAGACUGUUCAAUAGACGUUUGCUCUGUGGAGGUUCCUUCUUUGUUCCAGGACAACUUCGAUUACGGUGACCUACGGAGAGAUUUUGUACAUGGGGUUCUUAUGUCCGACCUUCUUAUGAAAAACAUACACUGCUACAUCGCAAAAGAUGGGUAUGCAGCGCGAGUGAAAGACACGAGGAGUUACGAUGCGAUAAGCAAGGAUAUCCUCUCUCGCUGGACCUUCCCGCUUGUCCCGGAUGACAACCAUCCGGGAGGACACUCGUACGAACAUAUACGUGGCAAUAAGUACAUCGCGAAGGAUAAUACUGUCGCGCUUUCUAGAACGUGCAAAAUUGGGAACAAUACCCUCAUAGGCUCUCAAUGCCUGAUAUCUGAUAAUGCUCAGAUUUUAUCUUCAGUUCUUGGUCAGCGGUGCACCAUCGGGGCCGGGUCUGUCAUUCGGAACUCUUAUCUCUUCGAUGAGGUAGUCGUAGGACCGAACUGUGCAAUAGAGUACAGUAUUCUGGCAGCGGGAGUACAGGUGAAGGACGGGAGCCGCAUCGAGAAGGGGUGCUUGGUUGCGGAUGGGGUCGUCAUUGGACCACAAGCGCGACUGAAACCCUUUGAGAGGCUUUCGAGAAGGUUGUUGGAGAAGAAGCAUGACCACGAACAGGAAGAAGACGGAGGCGAAGAAAACGAAGGCGAAGGCGAAGAAGGAGACGAAGACGAAGACGACGAAGAAUCCGAGGAUGACGAUGAGAAUCAGGAUCCAGAAGCGUUAAAGAGACUUGGUCCUGGCAGUAAUGCAGUUAUUUGGCCACAACCUUCAAUCAACGAAGAUGAAGAGAUAGACGAAGUAGAGCACCCAACGAACUUAAGGCUCAUGCGUCUCGGUAUUAUUUCCAGUCUGACCAAUGAUUUACCGCCUCACCGGAAAUACUGUACAGGGGAUGACACAUCCGACCUCUAUCUCUCGGAUGCAGGCUCAGAAACCUCCGAAUCCGACUCAGACGAUGACGACCAUUUCGACGACUCCGAUCCCUCCUCGUCAGUCACUUCCCUCCCGCUUGCUGACACAUCGAACCUUGUCCAGCAAGCCGAUGAAGCUGCGUUCAUCGAGUUCCAACAUGAAGUCGAAUUAUCACUCGAUCGUGCGUUUGCAGAAGGUCAUUCUGUUGAUAACGCUUCAGUUGAGCUGAAGACGCUGCGCAUGGCGCACAACGUCCCGCUCCGGAGAGUCCGAGAAGCUGUUGUUGCUGCCAUCGUGAACCAAAUAAAGAUCGUGGAGGGUGGUGGCCCUGCGCAGCGCCAGGAAAUUGCGGCCGUAGUGAGCAGAUGGGGCGCACUUAUUGAUAAGAUCGGAGGAGUGGAUGCUACGGAGACCAUUGAAGUGUUGCAGGAGUGCUGUGCGUCCUCUGAGCGGCUUCCCUUGUUUGGACAGAUCCUUGCUGCGCUAUACCAAGAAGACGUAGUGGAAGAGGAUGAUAUACGUGCUUGGCACAAGAAACCUCAAUCUUGCGGUGAUGAUCAAAAAUCAGCAACGCUGCAGAAUAACUUCAAAAAGUGCUGGAACGCCGGAGCUUUUAUGAUCAAGCAGUUUGACGAGCAGGAGAGUGACGAGGAGUCGGAUGAAGAGGACACUGCUACUUCGGCGCCCUCGACUCGGACGACAACUACCACACAACGAGAAAGUUCAGAGGAGUCCGAUGACGAAGCAGAAGAAUCGGAAGAAGACGGGGUCGGAUCCGAUGAAGCGUCUGAAAAUGAGAGCGAAUGA